Manis javanica (Malayan pangolin) is the source of this 4003-nucleotide messenger RNA. RefSeq names its product cytochrome P450 family 4 subfamily F member 22 (gene CYP4F22). Gene Ontology annotation, cellular component: endoplasmic reticulum membrane. Lineage: Eukaryota; Metazoa; Chordata; Mammalia; Pholidota; Manidae. Gene Ontology annotation, molecular function: heme binding; iron ion binding; oxidoreductase activity, acting on paired donors, with incorporation or reduction of molecular oxygen. The record is from RefSeq and is a predicted model, not a curated record. Gene Ontology annotation, biological process: ceramide biosynthetic process.
GAUUCCCCCACCCCGGCGUGUGGAAUCUCCCUCUGCCUCUCUCUCAUAAGAACGUUUAUGACUCCAGUUAGGAUCGACCUAGACAGUCCAGGAUAAUCUCACCAUCUCUAGAUCGUUCACUUAAUCCCAUCUGCAAAGACUGCGGUAAGGGCUCACAUUCCCAAAUUUCAGAGAUUAGGACCCAGUAUCCUUGGGGAGGAGCCCCCUCUUCAGCCACCUCUACCCCUGCUUUACCUCCUUCAUGACAUGUAGCCUUUAUAUGUUUCAUCAUGCCUGUGGGUGGUCACCCCCUCUAAGGGCUGGCAACGUGUCUGUCCUGCUCGCCAUUACAGCCCCAUGCCUAGAGCAGGGUCACAUACGUAGAGAGCAGGGGUUCAGUAAUAAUUGCUGAAGAAAUGGAUGUAGAACAACUGGUGUGAGGUCUGGCAUGUAGAAGCAAGUACAGGAAGGUUUACAAUUGCACAUGUACGUACCAAGUAUUAUUUCAGGGGCUUUACCACCCAUGUUGUUUUGGAUUUUAGUGCAAGUAGUUUACUUGGGAAGUGAUCACAGACACAGUAAGGAAGAAGGAAGCGAACCCCAAAGAAUUGAAAGUGGACUCAAAACAAAUACAUGCAUGUGCACGUUCCCAGCAGCACACUUCACAGCAGCACGUUCCCAGCAGCACAGGCGAAAGGUGGAAACAGCCCAAGGUCCACUGACAGAUCCAUGGAUAAUCAAAUUGUGAUAUAUCCUUACAAUGGAAUAUUACUCAGCGGUACAAGGGAUGGAGCUCUGAUAGAUACUACAACGUGGGUGAACCUUGAGAACAUUGUGCUGGGUGAGAGAUGUCAGUCACAAAAGGCUACAUGUUGUGUGAUCCUGUCUAUGAAAUGUCCAGAACAGGCACAUCCGUAGACACAGAAAGUGGUUGCCGCGGGGGUUUCGAAGGUAUGGGAGAUGGGGAGUGACAGCUGAUGGGGGCGGGGUCUCCUUCAGGGGUGAUGAAAACACUUUGGAACUAGACAGAUGUGGUGGUGGCACUACAUCGUGAAUGUCUAGAUGCCACUGGACUGUUCACUUUAAAAUUUGUGGUAUGUCAGUUUCACCUCAAUUUAAGAAAGAAGAAGAAGAGGGAAGUAAAACAGCAGAAGGGAGGCAGCUAAUACAGAAAGUUUCUACUGUGGGCGGCUGGAGUUUAGUCCCUCAGGGGAACCCAGACCUCAGAAUCACCGCACCAGAAGGAAGAAGGUAUUUAUCCCAGUCAUUGGCCGAGAGCUGCUUUCAAGGGAGGGGUGAGGCUUACUUUUCCAGCACUCUGGCCAGCACUGUGUGGGCAGAGAAGUCAGGAGGGGUGCCCCACAAAGCCAAGGCCUCGGGCCUAAUGGGCAGGACACUGGGGCAUCCGUCUGGCUAGCUGGCUGGUCACUAAUGGGGGAAGUAGGGGCCCCUGGGACUCAUGUGUAUUGGCGACCUACUGUGUGCCAGGCACACCGUACUUGACUCCACAGACCACUUGUGUGUAUGGCGUGCAUGGCUGGAGGGUGGGCUCCCACCUGCACUCACCCCCAUCUCGGGUGUCCCCCAGGAUGCUGCCCGUUGCGGAACACCUGCUGCUCCUCCUGGGACUGGAGAAGACCUCGUUCCGUCUGUACGCUGUGUCUGUGCUUCUGCUCUCCGUGCUCUUCUUUGUCUCCCGCCUGCUGCUGAAGUUCUUGAGCCUCUGCUGGCACUUCUACAACACCUGCCGCCAGCUGAGCUGCUUUCCCCAGCCGCCCCGGCGCAACUGGCUGCUGGGCCACCUGGGCAUGUAUCUCCCAAAUGAGACAGGCCUCCAAGAUGAGAAGAAGGUGCUGGACAACAUGCAUCAUGUAAUCCUGGUGUGGAUGGGACCUAUCCUGCCACUGUUGGUUCUUGUGCAUCCUGACUACAUCAAGCCUGUGGUAAGCGCCUCAGCUGCCAUUGCCCCUAAGGACGACCUUUUCUAUGGCUUCCUGAAACCUUGGCUAGGAGAUGGGCUGCUUCUCAGCAAAGGUCACAAGUGGAGCCGGCACCGCCGCCUGCUGACCCCUGCCUUCCACUUUGACAUCCUGAAGCCCUACAUGAAGAUCUUCAACCAGUGUGCUGACAUCAUGCACGCUAAGUGGCGGCGCCUGGCAGAGGGCUCAGUGGUCUCCCUUGACAUGUUUGAGCAUGUCAGCCUCAUGACCCUGGACGGUCUUCAGAAAUGCAUCUUCAGCAGCAACAGCAACUGCCAGGAGAAGAUGAGCGAUUACAUCUCGGCCAUCAUUGGGCUGAGCGCGCUGGUGGUCCGGCGCCAGUAUCACCUGCACCACCAUCUCGACUUCAUCUACUACCGCUCGGCGGAUGGGCGGCGUUUCCGGCAGGCCUGUGACACUGUGCACCGCUUCACCACGGAGGUCAUCCAGGAGCGGCGGCGGGUACUCCGUCAGCUGGGCACUGAGGCCUGGCUUAAGGCCAAGCAGGGCAAGACCUUGGAUUUCAUCGAUGUGCUGCUCUUGGCCAAGGAUGAAGAUGGGAAGGAACUGUCAGAUGAGGACAUCCGAGCUGAGGCGGACACCUUUAUGUUUGAGGGUCACGACACAACAUCCAGUGGGCUCUCGUGGGUGUUUUUCAACUUGGCCAAGUAUCCAGAGUACCAGGAGAAGUGCCGGGAGGAAAUCCAGGGAGUCAUGAAAGGCCGGGAACUGGAGGAGCUGGAGUGGGACGAUCUGACCCAGCUGCCCUUCACCACCAUGUGCAUUAAGGAGAGUCUACGCCAGUUCCCACCUGUGACCCUAGUCUCCCGCCGCUGCACGGAAGACAUCAAGCUCCCAGAUGGGCGCAUCAUCCCCAAAGGAAUCAUCUGCUUGGUCAGCAUCUAUGGAACCCACCACAACCCAACAGUGUGGCCCGACUCCAAGGUGUACAACCCCUAUCGCUUUGACCCAGACAACCCUCAGCAGCGCUCCCCGCUAGCCUUCGUGCCCUUCUCCGCGGGACCCAGGAACUGCAUAGGACAGAGCUUCGCCAUGGCUGAGAUGCGCGUGGCUGUGGCGCUGACUCUGCUGCGCUUUCGCCUGAGCGUGGACCGGACGCGCAAGGUGCGACGGAAGCCGGAACUCAUCCUGCGGACGGAGAACGGCAUCUGGCUCAACGUGGAGCCGCUGCCUUCGCGGGCCUGAGCCCAGGGGAGCGAUCGAGGCCCUCCGCAGACCGAGGCCCAAGCCCCGCCCAGAGAGGCAAGGCCCCGCCCCCGGCGGGCCAAGCCCCACCCCCAAGAUCCUCAGGGCAUAGACCACGCCCCUCGAAGUCCAGGCUCCACCGUGAGCGGCCCGACGGUGCAGGCCACGCCCACCAUGGGAAGGCCCCGCCUCCUGAGGGUCAGAUCCCGUCCACUGAGUGCAGUUUCUGCUCUCUCAUUUGAGGGACUAGGGUUGGUCACACCCUCAGGGCCUCGGCCCCGUCCCCGUGACAUCGUGGAUUCAGGCCUUCAGGCUCCGCCCCCUGAGCCUUCCCCUGCGGGACCUGAGACCUGAUAACUUAAGGUGUCUGGGAUUCUAGCCCGUGCCCCUACGAAUACAUUUCUAAAUUGACGAUUUGUGAGUUGGAGCCCUCGGGUAGAGCCUUGAUCUGGGAUAUCAUCUUCCUGAGGCCUCCAGUUUAUAUGGACCAACUCCUCAGGCAUAGGCUGCAUCCCAGGGCCUGGGCUGCUGGAUUUGGUUGUUUUGGGAGCUCAGACCCUCCCUCCCAAGCCCCUUUCUUCUUCCCUUUGCUGAAUGUUCUGAUUUUUGUAGAAUAAAAUCAAGGGGUAUAGACUCUCCCACCGUUCACUCCCAAGCCUUCCUAGCCGGACACUCCCCCUGGGACCCAGCAGGGAAAAGAGGGGCCCUCCCUGGUCGGAAGGGAAGCUGUGGGCCAGGAGGCUGGGAAGCCAUUUGUCCUCGGACAUAAACUCAGACUUUUUGGGACAGUUUGUGUAUGCAUUUAUUUUGUCAACAGAUCACUGUUCAGGCCUAUACUG